GUGACAGGAUACAAAAAUCUGAAAUUAAGCUGAUAAAAAACAAUGAAGAGAUACAAUAAUCCUCCCAUCUUCCAACAGUUCCUGAAGAGGCGGCUCCAGCAGGGCUUCAACACCAGGUUCGACGCUGUUCACCAGAGGAAGGGGCGAGUCAUCGAGGAGGUGCACAGACUCACCCGAAAGCGCCGACAGCUCAAGGAGGAGCUGUCGAGAAUACGUAAAAGAGGUGACAAGAGCCGAGGACAUAGCGGCAGUACCAGUUCCAGAGGUGCGUCCGAGGGCGUGCCAACACCUACCCUCCUUCAGGAGGAAGAGAAAGAGGAAGAGGAGGAGGAGGAGGAAGAAGAGUACGAACCGUCUUGGGAACUCGAGGAACGACCAGAACUAAUGCUGCAAGUGGAUGAUACUGAGGUGACCAAGGAGGAGUCCAAUCACAGCGAGACUCCUCGUGCUGUUCCUGACGGUGCUGUUAUUGCACCUUCAACAGCAGGGGCUCGAGAAGCGUGGACAGAUGCCAGGGCGUUUCUAUCAGGACCUCGACAUAUGGGAACAGAGAAUGGCGAGGCGUCGUCAACGACUCACUUCUUCCAGAAGCCGCGGGAGGUUUGGACAUGGGCGGAGGCGCGGGCGUGGAGGGAAUGGAAGGCAGCCCAGGAUGAGGAGGCCAGGAAGAGGAAGGCACACGCCACUACCCUCACCCUCCAGCUGGAGAGGAUCAUUCCUACCAUCAAGAGUCUUCUUCAGGAGUUCGACAGUCAGGUGAUCAGCUUGGUGGACUCGCGGGUGUCGACGGAUGAGGCGCUGUUGCUCUACGAUCUGGUCACCGUCAGGCUGCGUCACCGCCUCGCUCAACAAGACCAUCUCAACGACACCCUUAAGGAUCUCAAACAGCGACGCUGUCAGGUAGAGGAGCGGGUGUCGCAGGUGGUGAAGGAGGCAGAGGGCAGCAGUAGGGAGGAGGCAAGGGCAAAGGCGAAGCAGGAGCGGAUACAGGAACAAUUGAAGGAGGAGGAGGUGGGCUUGAGGAGGGCUCUCAUCAACCUGCCGAUAGACCAGUACAACCACCUCUUGAUGCUCUACAGUUGUUAA
Homarus americanus (American lobster) is the source of this 1086-nucleotide messenger RNA. RefSeq lists its product as uncharacterized. Bases 43 to 1086 code for a protein of 347 amino acids. The transcript is spliced from 8 exons. The record is from RefSeq and is a predicted model, not a curated record. Lineage: Eukaryota; Metazoa; Arthropoda; Malacostraca; Decapoda; Nephropidae.